UGAUUUUGGCGUAUAUCAUGCAUAAUGCAAGCACACAGAGUAGGAAAGUAAAUGCCUACAUCCCUAGAGCAUAGUCCAAAAUAUAAGUGCAAGAAAAUAAACAGGGGUUGUCAUAAUCUAGAGAUGAGGACGAAUGGUACAAAACCUCUAGGGGAGAAAGGGAGGAGGAAGAAAGGAGGUUUAAAAGAGUACAUAACCAAAAGGAAAGGCUAAACUCUUAAACCUACUGACUUAGCCGCUUGACCCAUAUCCACAUACUUGCGCUCACACCCUUUUUGCUUGUAUUUGGGAGACCGUGCCCUAGCUCUGUGCCUCGCUCCAUGGGUGUACAUGCAAAGGCAAAGACGAAAAACCAAUAGACAAGCGAUGGAAGGAAAGGAUGCAAAGAGUUUAUGAAACGACAUAAAGUAGAUAAGCAUAAUAGGCAUGGCAAGCAAGGAAAGGGUAUGCAUAGAGCGACCCGGCAUCCGGAGACGUAUCCCAAGUGGUUACAUCCGAACGAGGCCUCAUGGGCGUCAAGUGUAACCAAACAAGAUCAAGCCCGCGGAGGGCGCCAAACAUGGCAAAGCCUAAAAUAAGAGAGGCUAACACAAGCAUAAAGCAUGGAAGCAAGUAAGCAUAGACAUGAAGGUAGGGUGAUCCAAACCCUUUGAUGUGGACCUCGGUGUAUGGACGAUGACAAAGACCAUAGGGUCUAGAUCGAGUCCGAACCAUUAGGCAAAAAACACAAGAAAGAAAGAUAAAGCGACGAAAGGGCUACAAUAGCACAUGGCAUGACAAACAUAGAUUAGGUCUAGGCACACAAAUAUGGCAUAGAGCGCACAAACAUAAGGAAGAUGGCAUAAAGCACAUAUAAGCAAGGAAACAAGCAUGUGAGCAUGUGAAUGUACAUCUAAGCAUGUAGGUCUAAGCACAGAUGGGGUAAGAAGCAUGGAAGCAAACAUGUGAGCAUGUAAACCUAGACUUGUCAUUUCUCUGACUCAGAUUUUUUCUAAGCUUAGUAAUUUUGACUUUUUGUAAUAAAAUUGAUACUGACUUUAGUAUGAUUCUUCUCUAUCCCUAAUGUUGCUCUAUUUGUUGCAGAAAUUUUAUUAGCCAAAUGGAGAAGGAAGUAGCUAUUUUAGCUAUUUUUGUUUUACCAUUUCUAUUGGCUUCGAUACUUUACCCUGAGACCACUUUGGCAGAGACAGAAACUUUUCUUGUUGGUUGGACCAAAGAAAACAAUGAUAGUUGGUUCCCUAAUGGAACGACCUUCUAUGAUGGUGAUUCACUCGAGUUUGUAUUCAACCAAACGAAUUACAAUGUGGUGGUUGUAGACAAACCUGCUUAUGAAACAUGCCAAGCACCAGAAGCUGCUUUCGAAUAUAACAGUGGGGAUGAUACAAUUCCUCUUAAGAAAGGGGAAAACUUUUUUAUCUGUACUAAGCGUGAAUGCUGUGAAAACAACAUGAAAAUGAAGAUCGAUGCAGUGGCAGGACAGAGACCAACAAAAAGGAAAGAGACUGGGUCCUGAGCAACCUUAUAUGUGCGAUUGAUAAACGGGUAUGUCAGCAAAUAAUUUAAGGUAACAGCACAUACCCGUUCAGUAAAGACAACACAGUAACAGCAAUAAAUGAUAUUCAUAAUCAACGGGAUAUACCUUAACAAAAACGAGUGAUCAACAACACAUUACUAAACGGGAAUAUAUCUUUAUCAUAUCUUCUUUCCUUCAUGAGUGUUUUUAAGUUGAACAUGGUCUUCGCUCAUGAUCCACCUGAAGAAAAUCAAUGAACAUGAAGUUUUGUAAAAUAGAAGGGACUAUUUUUGGAA
Messenger RNA from Quercus lobata, 1809 nucleotides. Its product is annotated as basic blue protein-like. Gene Ontology annotation, cellular component: plasma membrane. The record is from RefSeq and is a predicted model, not a curated record. The transcript has 2 exons. Gene Ontology annotation, molecular function: electron transfer activity. NCBI's taxonomy places the organism in Eukaryota, Viridiplantae, Streptophyta, Magnoliopsida, Fagales, Fagaceae. The coding region runs from base 1100 to 1513 and encodes 137 amino acids.